GAAGAGAAGGGUAUGGGAAAGGGUAAAAUAAUGAGACAACUUUCACUGUAUCAUCUUUCUCUCUCAAACUGUGGCUUGGCUGAGGCUGUGGCUGUGGCUGUGCCUCUUAGGCUCACCCACAUUAAUCAAUCUGGUCUUCUUUCCUUUUGGUUUAUGCCACUUUCGUUGCCUUUCCCACUUCCAUUAUUAUUCAUCUAGCACAAACCUUUGAGAGAUACACAGAGAAAGAGAGAGCGAGAGGCGGCCAAACGAGGAUUGUAACCCUUGUUUCUGGUCCCUCUCAUUCUUCUUCUUUUUCUUCCUCUCUCUGUCUUUUACUUAUCUGGGUUUGCUUUUUUGUGCUCCCUCCUUCAUCCUGCUGCCUCAUUUCGAUGCCCCAUUUUGGAUCUUCUUGAAUCUGCUAAAUAAACUUAUAAGUUUUUGGGUUCACAUUCAUGCCAUGGCAUAUUGGAUUGGAGAGGGGCAUCAACCGAAGUGUGAUUUUUUUCUUUGUAAAAAAAAAUGAAACUGAAGCUUGGAUCCAAGAAAUGGAAAUCAAUUGCCCCUCGGUUGAAAGGAAAAUCACCAUCUCCCUCUUUUUGUCUAUUUUCCAAAUCUAAGUCGGUUAACUAUGGUCCAGGCACAACGCCAGUUUAUCUAAACGUGUAUGAUUUAACCCCUGUGAAUGGUUAUGUCUAUUGGGCAGGCCUUGGUAUCUUUCACUCUGGUGUAGAAGUCCAUGGUGUAGAAUAUGCAUUUGGAGCUCAUGACUAUCCAACCAGUGGCGUUUUUGAAGUCGAGCCUCGACAAUGCCCGGGCUUCAAGUUUAGGAGGUCAAUAUUAAUUGGCACAACCUGCCUCGACCCUCAUGAAGUAAGAGAGUUCAUGGAGCAGUGCUCUUCAAGCUACUAUGGAGAUACAUAUCACCUAAUUGUCAAGAACUGCAAUCAUUUCUGCAGGGACGUCUGUCAUCAGUUGACUGGAAAAUCAAUUCCAAAAUGGGUAAAUCGACUGGCUAAAAUAGGUUCCGUCUGUAAUUGCAUACUUCCUGAGUCCCUUAGAAUAUCUGCUGUAAGACACGAUCCCACGCCAUUCGAGACUGAGAAGACGAAGCUGAGGAAUGCAUUCAGUUGCUUGUCUUCCAUAUCGUCGCGGCAGAAGCAGCUGUCUUCCAGUUCAUUAUAUCUACAGUCACCAUCGAAAGGGUGGGAGCUGAAAAAACCCAACACUGAACCUUCCUCAUGCCUCAAAUCAAAUGAUAGGUGAGAAAAUUUGUUUGUUCUAGAUAUCUUUUAUUUGGAAAGAGAAGGGAGUUUAUCCUUUUUCUAUUUCACAUAAUUUGUUUGGGAGUUGCUUGCUAUGAGUAGAUGCAAGCAAUUUCUCUGUUAGAUGACAAACCCACUAGCCUUCCCAGUGUAAAUGUAAUGUCUAUUUCUGGAUCGUAUUAAUCAAUGGUCCGUUACCAUGCUGGUC
This is a messenger RNA of Cucumis sativus (cucumber), 1452 nucleotides long. RefSeq names its product deSI-like protein At4g17486. Gene Ontology annotation, biological process: protein deubiquitination. The coding region runs from base 502 to 1245 and encodes 247 amino acids. Gene Ontology annotation, molecular function: deubiquitinase activity. The record is from RefSeq and is a predicted model, not a curated record. NCBI's taxonomy places the organism in Eukaryota, Viridiplantae, Streptophyta, Magnoliopsida, Cucurbitales, Cucurbitaceae. The transcript has 5 exons.